Messenger RNA from Penicillium nucicola, 1128 nucleotides. RefSeq lists its product as uncharacterized. Bases 1 to 1128 code for a protein of 375 amino acids. Lineage: Eukaryota; Fungi; Ascomycota; Eurotiomycetes; Eurotiales; Aspergillaceae. The record is from RefSeq and is a predicted model, not a curated record. The transcript is spliced from 3 exons.
AUGGCCAUGCAAUUCAUGUUGGACAGACUCUCAGUUCUCUUCUUGUCCCUGACUCUUCUUGGAUAUGCACGAGCUGAUCUAGUCGUCUUUGAGGCGGGUCUAAUUGCCAAUAGCAGUAAUGUUGCUCUGGCAGGAACUCUUUCGCAGGCGUGCAUCACUGCGAUGGAAGAGACUGUGACUUGCGAUCCGUACUUGCGAGCUCAAAUCAUGAGCGAUGAUUUCGCCUACCUUGACCCAUCGGUGCGCGACAUAAUGUGUACCUCUGCUUGUGGCCAGUCCCUAGCAACCUACCACGCCGAUGUCGAGAGCGCCUGCGCAAGCAGUCCCCAGCCAUGGGAUAAUACGCCGGCGACGUUUUAUGGUGAUCAGAUCUGGGCUCAAUACAAUAUCUCAUGUUUCAAGGAUUCAGCUGGAAAUUACUGCCAAAAUGUCCUCGCCAAUCUGACCGUUCCAGAUAGUGAUACUUCCAUGGCAGGACUGACGAGCUCGAUAGUAUGCUCAGAAUGUCUCCUUCUACUGGGGCAGACUAUCCAGUCGACGCCGUUCAGCAAUUAUGACAGUGUCAUAGCCAGUGAAUGGGCGGCCAUCCAGGCAACCUGCGGCGUGUCCUUCCCAACAGAGGUACAGCCAGUGGCUAGCAACCAAACAGACCUGCCUGGGUAUGCACCAGCGGGGUAUGACACGGCCAAGUGUGCUUCAGGCAAGACAUACACGGUCGUGUCUGGUGAUGAUUGUGGAAAAAUUGCCUCGAGCCAGGGUGUUCCUCGUGGAUCUCUGAUCGCGAUCAACAACAUCCUCCCGACCUGUUCUGAUCUUUGGAUCGGACAAACGCUCUGCCUACCGGAUACUUGUGAACUGUACACAAUCCAGUCCGGGGAUACCUGCAUGGCCAUUGUGAAUGCCAAUGAUAUCACACUAAUCCAACUUCUCUCGUGGAAUUCGUUCAUUAAUGCCGGAUGUUCCAACCUUCUAGCAGGCGAUCAACUCUGUAUCCAGCAGCCUGGCCCUGUCUGGACAGGCACCACGAUCGCUGGCGCAACCGCCACCAAGACUGGCAUUUAUGCAACUGAGACUGUCGCUGCACCUGGAUCAGUAGCUCAUGAUACAACAACAUCAUGUGGAAAGUAA